Messenger RNA from Phytophthora nicotianae INRA-310, 2061 nucleotides. RefSeq lists its product as hypothetical. Bases 386 to 1477 code for a protein of 363 amino acids. NCBI's taxonomy places the organism in Eukaryota, Oomycota, Peronosporomycetes, Peronosporales, Peronosporaceae. The record is from RefSeq and is a predicted model, not a curated record. The transcript is spliced from 6 exons. Gene Ontology annotation, biological process: mRNA processing; spliceosomal complex assembly; protein deubiquitination. Gene Ontology annotation, molecular function: cysteine-type deubiquitinase activity; zinc ion binding.
CAAAAGGGACACCAAUUCCUGGACACAACUCUGUCCUGGAUUUGGUGUCCCAAAACUCUGAUGCCCGCCACCAAGCGCAAGGCGGAAAACGGCGACGCCUUGGCUCCAAGCGCCAAGCGGCGUAAAUGUCCGUAUCUGGACACGAUAAACCAUCAGCUGCUGGAUUUUGACUUCGAGAAGGUGUGCUCCACCAGCUUGUCGGACCAGAACGUCUACGCCUGCCUCGUAUGUGGCAAAUACUUCCAGGGUCGCGGUCGCAAUACCCACGCCUUCACGCACUCGGUGCAAAGUAGCCAUCACGUGUUUAUUAACCUGCAAACGGACCGCAUCUACUGCCUGCCAGACAACUACGAGGUAGUAGACAACACGCUCAAGCCCGUACAGGAUGCGCUGCGUCCGAGUUUCGAGGAAACGCAGAUUGCCCAGCUGGAUCAGAACCGUAUCCUGGCUCAAGACGCCUUCGGAGUCUCGUAUCUGCCGGGUUUCAUCGGUCUUAACAACCUCAAGCACACAGAUUAUAUCAAUGUGGUUGUGCAGGCGCUGGCUCACGUGCCGCCCCUGCGAGACUUCUUUCUGGCCAACAAGAUGGGCAAAGUCAAGUCCAAGCUCGUGUUACGAUUCGGAGAGCUGCUGCGUAAGAUGUGGAGUCCACACAACUUCAAGAACACGGUGCGGUAGUUACAAUGGCUUUGUAAUGUGGUUGGUAGCUGACGAGGUAGAAAUAUUGUUUUCUCUUACGCAGAUUAGUCCUCAUGAAUUGGUGCAGGAGAUCUCGGUGAGCAGCAAGAAGAGGUUCCAUGUUGGAACGCAGAACGAGAGUGUUGAGCUCUUGGCGUGGCUGUUGAAUGAGCUACACAGGGGACUUGGCGGAUCACACAAACCGGGGAGCAGCAUCAUCCACAAAUGCUUUCAGGGUUUCGUGGAGGUAACCACGAAUGAUGAAACGAAAGCUGCGUCGGCAGAUCCUACAGAGCGCGAAUCUGCUGUCUCCACUGUGGUGUCACCGUUCUUGAUGAUGUCGCUGGACUUGCCCUCGACGCCGCUGUUCAAAGAUUCUCAAGGUGGAAAUAUCAUUCCUCAGAUCCCGCUGUUCACAGUGCUCGAGAAGUAUAAUGGAUCCCGCGUGACACACGUGCUUCAAGGCUCUCACCGACUGAAAAAGACGUACCAAAUCGACUCUCUGCCAGCGUACCUGAUCUUCCACGUGAAGAGAUUCACGCGAAACAACUUCUUCAUCGAGAAGAACCCGACGAUUGUUAAUUUUCCAGUCAAGAAUCUGGAACUGCGGGAUUAUCUGAAGCUGGACCAGAAUCUGCCAACCGAGGAGGAGCUUCGCGAAAAAUCGAUCCCCGAACUGCGAGCUCUUCUUCGCAAACACAAUCAGUCGACUGAGGUGCUAUUGCUUCUAUGUCUCAGGCUGAAGCGUACGAGGUCUAAAUGUUUCUCUCUGUCGUUUGUGGUGCCAGGAUUGCGUUGAAAAGGCUGACUUAGUCGAAAAGAUCUUGCGAGUUACGCUGCCGUGCACCAAAUACAACUUGGUGGCUAAUAUCUGCCACGACAGUCCAGUGACAACUGGCCAAGAGGCAGCGCUCCAAACGAACCCUCUGACCGAAGGCAGCUAUCGUGUCCACGUCCAGAAUAGAGCAACUGAGCAGUGGUACGAAAUCCAAGAUCUGCACGUGCAGGAAACGAUGCCACAGCUAAUCGGCGUAUCCGAGUCGUACUUGAUGAUCUACGAGCGGAAGGCAUAAACUUUGGAAAUAGAGCUCACGAAUCGCGCUUGUCAUACUGCAGACACUCCGUACUGUUCAUUCCACGCAACCAGGUCCUGUAUCGUUCUUGAGGAUACACUUGGACGGACUCGUGUGAGCGCCACCUGAAAGUCAGAAGCGUUGAUUCCUCGUACGUCCUCGGCCUUGACGUUUGCUACUCUCGCUCCAAGCUCGCGAAUUGGGCCUAGAGCAGCGUCCUUACAUACAGCUUUGAGAUCGCUGCCAGAGUAUCCUUCUGUUGCCUUCACGAUCUGUUUGAAAUCUCUGGAUGACAUAGAGAAUUUCUGGC